Messenger RNA from Daphnia pulicaria, 1609 nucleotides. It is a transcript of the gene und, whose product is annotated as methionine aminopeptidase 2-like. Gene Ontology annotation, molecular function: metalloaminopeptidase activity. Bases 55 to 1518 code for a protein of 487 amino acids. Gene Ontology annotation, biological process: proteolysis. The record is from RefSeq and is a predicted model, not a curated record. Lineage: Eukaryota; Metazoa; Arthropoda; Branchiopoda; Diplostraca; Daphniidae. The transcript has 9 exons.
CUGCUAGCCAGACGUUUAUCGAGCGCAGUUUCGUCGCCUGCGAUUUUGUGUAAGAUGGCGGCAUCCUUGAAGAAAAACAUGAAAGUCAGUGAGUCUAAAGAACAAGAUGAUUCGGACCAUUUAGAAGACGAAAAUGGCGAAAACCUACCGAACGAAAAUAAUGGCGAAGUAAAAACCAAAAAGAAAAAGAAGAAGAACAAGAAGAAACCUACUCCGGCUUCGACCGAAGUGAAUGGUCAAGACACCAAUCACGUUGAGAAUGAAAUCACGAAAACCAAAGGAGAUCUUGGCCAGGACGAAAAAGAUGAUGAGGAUGCUGUAGAAGGUGAAGGUAAUGGUGCCGUAAAAAAGAAGAAGAAGAGCCGUUCUAAAAAGAAGAAUCCUGCUGUCAGUAACGUUGUAACAGUGAAAGGUCAAACAGAUCCUCCAACAAUCCCAAUUGUUGAACUUUUCCCUGAUGGCAACUUCCCUGUUGGUGAAGAAAUGGAAUAUCCUGUUGUAGGGGAUGAUAGAACAGCUAAAGAUCGCUUUACAAGUGAAGAAAAAAAAGCUCUUGACAGAGCACAGAUGGAUAUUUACAAUGAAGUCAGAUGUGCUGCUGAAGCCCACCGUCAAACCAGGCAGUACAUGCAGCGAUAUAUUAAACCAGGAAUGACUAUGAUUCAAAUUUGUGAAGAACUUGAAUCAACUUCUCGUAGACUAAUUGCUGAAAAUGGACUUCAAGCAGGGUUGGCGUUUCCAACUGGAUGCAGUUUGAACCACUGCGCUGCUCACUACACACCCAAUGCUGGAGACACCACUGUCUUGCAGGCAGAUGAUGUAUGCAAAAUUGAUUUUGGAACUCACGUCAACGGUCGAAUUAUCGAUUGUGCGUUCACGUUAUCGUUCAACCCCAAGUACGACCGACUGCUUGAGGCCGUUAAGGAUGCCACUAAUACCGGCAUUAGAGAAUCGGGGAUCGAUGUGAGGCUCUGCGAUAUUGGAGCUGCAAUCCAGGAAGUCAUGGAAUCUUACGAAGUGGAAAUCGACGGAAAGACGUAUCAAGUCAAACCCAUCCGCAAUCUGAAUGGACACUCGAUCGGACCGUACCGAAUCCAUGCUGGAAAAACUGUUCCAAUCGUUCGUGGCGGUGAAACUACACGCAUGGAGGAAAAUGAAUUUUACGCCAUUGAAACGUUUGGUUCCACUGGUCGCGGAUACGUUCACGAUGACAUGGAAACGUCUCAUUACAUGAAGAACUGGGAUGUGAGCCACGUUCCACUAAGGUUGGCGAAAUCGAAGCAGCUGUUGAAUGUCAUCAAUCAGAAUUUUGGAACGCUGGCCUUCUGUCGUCGUUGGCUGGAUCGACUCGACCAAACCAAGUACUUGAUGGGGCUGAAAGACCUGUGCGACAAAGGGAUCGUGGACCCUUAUCCACCUCUCUGCGAUACAAAGGGCUGCUACACGGCCCAGUGGGAGCACACGAUCCUCCUGCGACCGACCUGCAAAGAAGUCAUCAGCCGCGGAACCGACUAUUAAUUCUCUCUCUCUAAUUCGAAUUCUCUCGUUUGUUUUGUCCAAAUUAACAUGGGGGAUAAGCGCGAUUAUUUACAAUCUCUUUUGCCUACCA